GAUUUCAGUGGUACAGGCAUGGAUGGGAAGAAAUGCAGUGUAUGGAUGUUUCUACCUCUUGUAUUCACUUUGUUUACUUCAGCUGGCUUGUGGAUAGUGUACUUUAUAGCCGUGGAAGAUGACAAAAUUUUGCCAUUAAAUUCAGCUGCAAGGAAAUCUGGCGCGAAGCAUGCCCCGUACAUCAGGUAACUUUGAUUCUGCCCAACCUGUUGAACUUAAGGAAAGUCCAUGUCAGACCCACGAAGUUACAGAUUUGAAUAGCCAGACUCUAAGGCUACGUCUUUUUCCAGUUUUGCAGGCGACGAUCCUCCUGCAAGCUGUGUGUUCAGUCAAGUGAUGAACAUGGCCGCCUUCCUAGCCCUGGUGGUAGCUAUUCUGCGCUUCAUCCAGCUGAAACCAAAGGUUUUAAACCCAUGGCUGAAUAUUAGCGGAUUGGUGGCGCUGUGUCUGGCUUCCUUUGGAAUGACCUUACUUGGUAAUUUCCAGCUCACAAAUGAUGAAGAAAUCCAUAACGUGGGGACAUCCUUGACCUUUGGGUUUGGCACACUGACCUGCUGGAUACAGGCUGCACUGACACUCAAAGUCAACAUCAAGAAUGAAGGGCGGAGAGUUGGAAUUCCACGAGUCAUCCUGUCAGCUGUUAUCACUCUCUGUGUAGUCCUGUACUUCAUCCUCAUGGCCCAAGAUAUCCACAUGUACGCAGCCAGGGUCCAGUGGGGCCUGGUCAUGUGCUUCCUGUCCUACUUCGGCACGCUGGCUGUGGAGUUCCGGCACUACCGCUAUGAGAUUGUGUGCUCCGAGUACCAGGAGAACUUCCUGAGCUUCUCAGAGAGCCUGUCAGAAGCGUCUGAAUAUCAAACCGACCAGGUGUAACCCAUCAGGUUGUCCUUGGGGAUGUGGUGGGUGUGGCAACGGGGGAGGGGCCAGGAGGAUACACUCACGGGACUUGACACAUCACCUCAUAACACGUUUCACACACACGGACACAUAUUCGUGGCCACAUAUUCGUGGCCACAU
Phodopus roborovskii (desert hamster) is the source of this 1017-nucleotide messenger RNA. It is a transcript of the gene Tmem150c, whose product is annotated as transmembrane protein 150C. The transcript is spliced from 6 exons. Bases 337 to 873 code for a protein of 178 amino acids. The record is from RefSeq and is a predicted model, not a curated record. NCBI's taxonomy places the organism in Eukaryota, Metazoa, Chordata, Mammalia, Rodentia, Cricetidae.